AUGGAAGAGCUCCGAUUGUACGAGGAAGGGGACUGCUUCCAGAGGCUCAAACUCCACGAGGACGAGGGCUACUUUCAGUUCCAGGAUUUCAGUGCUGACUACCAGCUCGGAGAGGAAACUCAUUUCGGUGCCAUUUCUUGUCCGGAGAGCAGCUUCUCUCAAGACGAUCUUGGCUGCCUCUCUGAGGUCGACUUCGCCAGUUUCUGGGCUCUGGUGGAGGAGGAGGACGCGCGCCGCAAGAGCGAGGAAGGUCCAAGAAGUGGACCAGGGAAGAAUGGAUUGACGUUCGAGCUGGUGUCCCGGCAUUUCUCCAUGCCGAUCAAGCAGGCGGCGCGGGAGCUCAACGUGGGGCUCACGGUCUUGAAGAAGCGGUGCAGGGAGCUCGGCAUCCCGCGGUGGCCGCACCGCAAGGUGAAGAGCCUGCAGACGCUCAUCGACAACGUCCAGGAGCACGGGAAGCUGUCUGCCCAAGAGGACGGGCACCUGACAAGGAGCUUGGUGGAAAGCCUGCAGCGGACGAAGAAGCUAAUCGAGGAGAGGCCCGAGGUGAUGCUGGAUGAGGAGACGAAGGGGCUCAGGCAGGCGUGCUUCAAGGAGGCCUUCAAGAGGAGGAGGCUCUUGAGCCAUGGCACAUAUUGGUGA
Messenger RNA from Panicum hallii, 642 nucleotides. RefSeq names its product protein RKD1. Gene Ontology annotation, molecular function: DNA-binding transcription factor activity. Lineage: Eukaryota; Viridiplantae; Streptophyta; Magnoliopsida; Poales; Poaceae. The coding region runs from base 1 to 642 and encodes 213 amino acids. The transcript is spliced from 4 exons. The record is from RefSeq and is a predicted model, not a curated record.